CGUGCCGGUUCACGCCGCUCCAUGACGCACGCUCAAGUGGACGUCUCUGCUGCGUCACUUGCGCGCCGCCUUGCUUCUGAUGCACUCCUUUUCCCGAAAGCCUAAAGAUAGAUGUUUCGAUUUCAGUCCCUGGAUGAUGACUGUACACUGGAGGAGGAAGAUGAGGGAUUGACAGCAGCGGAAGAAGAAAUAGACCAGUUCAAUGACGACACCUUUGGAGCUGGGGCCAUCGAUGAUGACUGGCAAGAGGAACACAAACGCCUCGCAAACCUUGAUGAGCGGGAUGGGCAAGGAGCCGGUGCUGGAGGAGGAGGAGGAGGAGGAGGAGGAGGAGGAGGAGGAGGAGGAGGAGGAGGGAUGGAGAGGAAAUCAGAUUUAGGAGGAACAGAUGACUCAUCCUCUUCCCAUCUCGCUAUCUCUGCAGGCCAUCAUCCCUUUCCAUCUUCCCUUCCGUCACUCAACUUCUCCUCGUCUUCCUCUGGACUGCCUCCACCAGAUGUAGAGGAUCGAGGAGGGGACGGUGACUUAGCUGAGUCCCUGGCGAGACUCAUCCUGGAGGCAGACCCAGCCAUCGCUGGGGUCGGAGCCACUGAGAGGCCCUGUCCAUCCCUGAGCGCCACAGGAUCCACCCUUAGUACUCACCACAGGUUUGAUCAACCAAGAGUCCUGCCACAGCACUCCAUCCCAAAUCCCACCCACUCACACCAGCCUCCACAUCACCCUCAGCACCAGCUGCCUCCUGGGCCCUCCACCUCAGGCAUCCCCCUUGGUCCUCCUCCAACAUCAAUGCUCAGCUACCAACAGCAGCAGCACUUGCUGCGCAGAGGAUCUGCUCCAAUCGCCCAGAUGAACUCUCACAGUAUCUGGGAGAACAAUAUGGGGUUUGGGCCGGUCAGUGUCACACCAGGACUUGUCACACACAUGGAGGAUAGUCCACUAAUUUCUAUCAUCAAAGAGGUGGGCCUUCCUAAAUUACCUCCUCGGGUUAGGAAUGAUGAAGGACUGGAUUUUUCAGAGAGGGUACCACCACCUCGGUCUUCUUCACCUGUGAUUGGUUCCCCUCCAGUGAGGGCCGUGCCUAUUGGGACCCCGCCCAAACAGCCAAUAAGCCACAAUCUAAAUCAUCAGACGCAUCAUCCCACAGCAGUUCAUGUGAGAGCCCCGGUCCAGCACAGAUACCCUCCUCCUUUCCCUGAGCGUCUGUCACCCAACACCCUCCUCAACAUAGCUAACUCUCCGCUGUGUCGCAGUCCCUUCCCUCCUGGAGUUGGUCCAGUUCUGUCUCAGAUUCAACGGGCCAAGCUGCUCAACUCUCAAGUGGCUGGUUUUGCUCGUGGUGGGCCAGCGCCUCCUUUGUUACCAGGUGGUGGAGUUUUCAGGCCAUUCUUCGGGGGCCCUCCUCCUCCACAUGGUCACCGAAUGGGCCCACUGCCCCCUCAUGGUCCCCCUAACCACACGCCACCCAUCCGCCACAACACCACCCACCUUCACCCUCAGCACAGACGCAUGCUCACCCAGCGCAUGCAAAGCCGAGGAGGGGAUCGUGGCAGGACCGGAGGGGACCGGCACAGCAGGGACCCCUACAGUAAUCUGAUGACUCAGAAGGAGAAAGAGUGGGUAACCAAGAUCCAGAUGAUGCAGCUGCAGAGUACUGACCCUUACCUUGAUGACUACUACUAUCAGGUUAGUUACUCACUUAGGUGUGCCCUUUUAAUGGAGAAAAGAGAGAAGCAGGUUUGGAAUAAGAGGCGACAGAUCCUGUACACUGUAGAGAAGAUGUACAGUUUGCUGCUGGAGGUUCAAGACUUUGAAAAACGUUUUGUCCAGGCCCCAGAGGAGGACAGGGAGGCUCUGCUGGAGCAGCAUAAAACCAACACAGUGCAGCUGUGCAACUCUCUGCGGGAGAAGGAGUGGGAUGAUAGAGUAAGUGACGAGCAAUGUGUGAUGAUCAUGUCAGUGAGGAAGGGCAAACGGCUCAUAUCCAGACUCCUCCCCUUCCUGCCCUCACCCCAGGCCACCGCCAUUGUCAUGGCGAUUGCACGCAACCUUCCUGCCCUGGCCAAGAAGGACAAGCAGGACCAGGUGCUUUGCUGGUUAGUGGAGCCCCUUUCUACCGUGAUCCAAUCACUUUCCAGCUCCGCCAUCACAGACCUGCUCCAGGAGCUUCAAGGCAGUGAGGGCCAACUGGCCACAGUACUGCACAACAAGUUUGGUGUGACACUUCUGUAUCUUAUCCUGAGUGAGGGAGAGAAGAUGCAGAGUUCAGACCCCAACUGUCAACUCAUGGAUGACAAUCGAUGGACUGAGUUGGUAUUUUCUGUGACAAGGGAGCUGCUCAGCGUUCCCUCCUCGUCCCUCUCUCCUCCCCUCGUUACCCCAGCCAACCUGCUCUCCCUCUUCUCACGUUAUGUCGAUCGACAGAGGCUGGAGCUGUUACAGAACAAGUUACAGAUCUCUUCAUUGUCCAGGUAGAAGUUACUACAGACAUCAACUUGAGACCUUCCCCUCCCGAUGCAGACCUUUCUUUUUUUGUGUAAGAGGGGAAUGGUGUGAGUGAUUUGCAAGGUGAAUCCAUUGUGGGUCAUUUUAAUCCAACAGAAUCUCCAGUCGUGUGCGUGUGCGUGUGUGUGUGUGUGAGAGAGACAGCGCAUGAGAUGGCUGAAUGACAAUUAAAAAUUAAGUCUGCAUUUUAAAAUAUCUUGUUUCAAUUAUGCCUGUGAUGAACCUUCAAAUUAAAAGUAUUUCUAUUAUAUAAGAA
This is a messenger RNA of Paralichthys olivaceus (Japanese flounder), 2758 nucleotides long. Lineage: Eukaryota; Metazoa; Chordata; Actinopteri; Pleuronectiformes; Paralichthyidae. The record is from RefSeq and is a predicted model, not a curated record.